CGUCAGCCUCUCCAUGAUAUCUUACCAAACUCCUCCCACAAUAUCCUUUAUAAACAGCCAGCAAUUCUCACACAAUCCAUUCAUCCAAAGCUUUUCAUAUCUCCUUUGAUUUUAUUGGCUAACUUCUUCCAUUCUCAUUUGUUCCAUUAACUCUCCCUUAAUAAUGGCAAAGAAUGUUGCUCAGUCUCCUCUUGAGAUUAAUAGCCUGGCUUCUCUUGACCAAAGGUUGGCCAUGGCCAAGCGCUGUUCUCAUGAGGGUGUGAUAGCAGGAGCUAAGGCAGCCGUUGUUGCUACUAUUGCCACUGCCAUUCCAACUAUGGCUAGUGUGAGGAUGCUGCCUUGGGCAAGGGCCAAUCUGAAUCACACUGCUCAAGCUCUCAUAAUCUCCACAGUGGCCGGAGCAGCAUAUUUCAUAGUGGCUGACAAGACUGUUUUGGCAACGGCUAGGAGGAACUCCUUCAAGCACUCUGACAAUGAAGCAUGAAUGCCAAUUCUUGAUUAUUAUGUAAACCCAAAAUCUAAAUAAAUAAAUAUGGGUUUCCUUCCACUUUAAGAGCACGAUAUAUAGGAGCAUUAGCAUGUAUUCAG
This is a messenger RNA of Corylus avellana, 588 nucleotides long. Its product is annotated as early nodulin-93. The record is from RefSeq and is a predicted model, not a curated record. NCBI's taxonomy places the organism in Eukaryota, Viridiplantae, Streptophyta, Magnoliopsida, Fagales, Betulaceae.